Molecule: messenger RNA, 1944 nt
Organism: Micromonas pusilla CCMP1545
Lineage: Eukaryota; Viridiplantae; Chlorophyta; Mamiellophyceae; Mamiellales; Mamiellaceae
Exons: 4
Coding region: 1-1944 (647 amino acids)
Biological process (GO): proteolysis; lipid metabolic process
Molecular function (GO): aspartic-type endopeptidase activity
Source: RefSeq, a predicted model, not a curated record
AUGAACGCCCGCGUCGUCGCGCUCCUCUGCGCGCUCGUCGCGCUGCUCUCCCUCGCGUCCGUCCCCGUCGCCGUCCGCGCGGACGACGACGGCGUCGACAACGACGACGACGACGCCGACGCGAUGAGAUCUUCUUCCGUCGCGUCAUCGUCGUCGCGCCUCCCGCGCGUGUCGCUCUCCAAACGCGUCGUCGACGCGCGCGCGGUGCACGCGCGCGUCGUGGCGACGCGCGCGAACGAGGCGAACGCGAGGUUGAACUCGAUGUACGGCGCGGACGCGGACGCGCGCGUGAGCAUCACGAACUACAUGGACGCGCAGUACUUCGGCGCGGUCUCCAUCGGAACGCCGCCGCAAUCGUUCGACGUCGUCUUCGACACGGGCUCUUCCAACCUCUGGGUCCCGUCUUCCAAGUGCAAGUUCACGCAGAUCCCGUGCGAUCUACACCACAAGUACGACGCGAAGGCGUCGUCCACGCACGCGCAGAACGGCACGGACUUCGCGAUACAGUACGGCAGCGGCUCUCUCAGCGGGUUCUUAUCCGCGGACGUCGUCGGGUGGGGCGGCCUCGAGAUCGCUUCGCAGACGUUCGCCGAGGCGACGCGCGAGCCGGGCCUCGCGUUCAUGUUCGCGAAAUUCGACGGCAUCCUCGGGAUGGGUUGGGACACCAUCUCCGUGGAUAAGGUGGUCCCGCCGUUCUACAACGCUUACGCGCAGGGGUUGGUUCCGGACGACGUCUUCUCGUUCUGGCUGAACAGGGACGAGUCGCAUCCCGACGGCCCCGGCGGCGAGCUCGUCCUCGGCGGCGUCGACCCCGCGCACUACGUCGGCGAGCACGCGUGGCUCCCGGUCACGCGCGAGGGGUACUGGCAGGUGCGAAUGGACGACGUGAUCGUCGACGGGGCGUCCGCCGGCGAGUGCGACGAGACGGACGGAUGCGCCGCAAUUUUGGACACGGGGACGUCGCUCCUCGCGGGCCCGAAGGACGUGAUCGAGAAGAUCAACGCGAAGAUCGGCGCGCGGCCGAUACUGAACGAGGAGUGCAGGGUCAUGAUCGAGCAGUACGGCGAAGAGUUAAUCGACGACGUGAAAAAGUUUGGCCCCAAGGCGAUUUGCGUCUCCGCCGGGUUGUGCCACGAGAAGACGGAACGUCAACCGCCGCAGCGGCCGGCCUCCUCCUCCCCGUUCGAUAUUCUCGGGCGGCUCGCGAAGAAGUCGCGCGCGCGCGCGUCCGUAACGCGGCGCGUGCUCGAGGGCAGACGCGGACGCCUCUGGGCCGACGCCGCCGCCGACGCCGACGCCGCGUCGCAGCCGGCGUCGUGCCGCGCGUGCGAGAUGGCGGUCGCGUACGCGCAGUCGCUCAUCAAAACGAACGUCACUCGAGCGUUAAUACUGAACGAGCUCAAAUCCCUGUGCGAUCACAUCCCGUCGAAGGGCGGCGAAGCGGUGAGACGACUCCCCGUUCGACCCUCGUUCGUGCGUCACGUUUCACUGACCGACACGCGCGCACCCGACUCGUCGUCGAAGGGCGUGGACUGCGACGCCGUGGACGCCAUGCCGGACGUCUCGUUCGUCUUGGGCGGAAAGGCGUGGACGCUGACCCCGCGGCAAUACGUCUUACGCGUCACCUCCGGCGGCGGCGGCGACGACGACGACGAAACUGAACGCGAACGCGCGGACGAGGAGGACGCGGACGCGAUGGACGAAGAAGGCAGGGGCCGCCACCACCACCACCAUAAGCGCCCGAGGCCGCCGACGCACGCGCCGCCCGAACCGCCGAAGCCGAAGCCGAAGCCGAGCGCGGAGCAAUGCGUGAGCGGGUUCAUGGGUUUGGACGUGCCGCCGCCGGCGGGGCCGCUGUGGAUACUCGGCGACGUCUUCAUCGGGCCGUAUCACACGGUGUUCGAUCACGGGAACGCGCGCGUCGGGAUCGCGGAGGCGCGGUGA